CGCCCGACAUGACACAUGAGAGACGAGCUUGAAAUUGUAAAUUGCACCCGUGGUGAGCCAUGACGUCGGAAAACAUCGUGCACGCAGCGAAGAAAUGAGAUGCGUAUCGCGUCGUGACGUCUCGGGUGACUUCGCGCUCGACUCGAACAACACUCGAGGUUAACUCCCGACCGGGAGGACACCCGCGUCUCGCGCAUCCAAAUGAUCACGACACCGCGUUAUAACCUACGCCGUGUAUGCGAUCCUCACAUCAGCUGAUGAGUUGGACGUAACUGCGCGCACGACGGCCGGAUUUUUUUAAACCCGCUUCGCACCCGCGGCUUCAGGAGGGAGACGUCGCGAUGGCAGACCUCGCCUUGGGGGAGCUCAGCGGCGACCAAACCGAGAAAGUACUGCAGUUUCAGGACCUCACCGGCAUCGAAGACCUCUCGGUAUGCAGGGACGUUUUGCAGAGGCACAACUGGAACCUGGAAGUAGCGGUUCAGGAGCAAUUGAACCUGUACGAGGGCAGACCAUCCAUGUAUGCGCAGGACUCGCGCGCCCGCCCGCCGCAGGUUGUGGAUGACAGUAGUUCCAGAAUUUAUUUUAGUUACCCAGGAAGCUCCGGUGGCGGCGGCGGUCUCUUAUCCUACAUUUUUUCCAUGUGUUACAAUCUAGUGAGCAGUAUCCUACAGCUGCUUUUCGCAAUAUUUAAGAGAAACGUCAGACCUGUGUCCUCCGAUCCAGUGGAAGAUGUAGUCAACUUUAUUAGAACUUACGAGGAGCGUUACGGUAACACUCACCCAGUAUUUUACCAGGGCUCCUACAGCCAAGCCCUGUCGGACGCGAAACAGGAAUUAAGAUUUCUGUUGGUAUAUUUGCAUAAGGAUGAGACUCAGGAAGUUGACCAAUGGUGCAGAAACAUAUUGUGUGAUCCAGAAGUGAUAAGAUAUAUAAACAUCCAUACUUUGUUCUGGGCAUGUAACGUAAAAUCCGGAGAGGGUUACAAAGUCGCGGAAGCACUCAAAUUGGGAUCAUACCCCUUCCUAGCGCUGAUCGUGCUGAAGGACAAUAGAAUGACAAUAGUCGGUCGAUUGGAAGGCGCACCAUCUUCCGCCGAUUUAAUGUCGCGACUGCAAACGAUCAUAGAACGUAAUGAAAUUAAUCUGAUCCAAGCACGUCGAGAAAGAGCAGAACGUAGCGCGGCGCAGUCGCUUCGGCAACAACAGGAUCGCGCUUACGAGGAAUCGUUACGUGCGGAUCAGGAGAAAGAUCGUAAAAGAGAAGAGGAAAGAAGAGCGCGCGAGGAGCAAGAGGCCCGAGAGAAGGAAGAGUUGAACGCUCAAGAAAUGGAGAUUCAACGUAUACGCCUCGAGAAGGAACUGACCAUUAGUAAAGUGCCUCUCGAGCCAGAACCGUCUAAUCCCAACGCGUGUCAUCUUCAGAUUAAGCUUGGAGAAAGAACGAUGAAGAGAAGAUUCCUCAUGUCUGAUACGGUCGAGGACGUUUAUCACUGGAUUUUCAGCCAACCAGAUUCACCAGCAAGUUUCGAGAUAACAACGAGCUAUCCCAGAAGAAUCCUCUAUCCUUGUCGGGACAUCUUGACUCUAUCGAAUGCCGGUUUAACCCAUAGAGAGGUCCUUCACGUUAAUGAUCUAGACGACUAAGCGCGAUCAUUUCGAUAUGACAUUCUUCAAGUUUUAGUAUCAUUCCAUGGGAAAAAUGAUACUGCUAUGUGAAAGACACUUGUCAAGAGACACAAGUUCAUGCAGCAUAUUUACACAAAAAUGUAUACACACACCCACCCACACACACCUACACACAUAAACACAUACACUUGCGUAUAUAAUAUAUAUAUACAUAUAUAUAUUUGAUACAUUCUAGUACUUUAUGUGAGGUAUACUUUAUUGGAUGAAAACUAUGAUUACACGAAAUAUACCAAAAGAUAGGAAUCAAGAAAAGGGGGAAAAAGGUGUGUCUAUGCAUGCAGCUUAUUUAAAUUAACAAUCGGUACGUCGACCAUCGCAUUUACUGAAAAAUGCAUUUCAUAUAGAAAAAAAAACAGUAGAUAGGAAUAUACAUAUAUUAAAAUUCUUUUGUGUAAGAAAAUGAUCUCGUAAGAAAAAUUGUACAAACUAUUUCUUUUAUAUCUCUUCCGACACCAAUUCUAAAUUGUGUCAGUAUUAAAAGAGCGAUGAUACGUA
This is a messenger RNA of Vollenhovia emeryi, 2183 nucleotides long. It is a transcript of the gene Faf2, whose product is annotated as FAS-associated factor 2. The transcript is spliced from 8 exons. Gene Ontology annotation, molecular function: ubiquitin binding. Lineage: Eukaryota; Metazoa; Arthropoda; Insecta; Hymenoptera; Formicidae. Gene Ontology annotation, cellular component: endoplasmic reticulum. The record is from RefSeq and is a predicted model, not a curated record. The coding region runs from base 342 to 1646 and encodes 434 amino acids.